AUGCCUCACGAUAAAGAUGCCGUGUUCGAUAAAGUUAUGCAAUCUGUAGGAGACGAUGGAGCCUUUCAAAAACGAUUCAACUAUUUCUACAAUACUGCAAUGGUUGCCUUGACUGUGAUGCCCUACAUUAACAUCGUCAUGAUGAUGGCAGUUCCUGAUCACUGGUGUCAUGUACCAGGCAGAAACGAGACCAAUUAUUCACUCGAAGAGUGGAAAGCAUUGACAUUGCCAAGAGAAUAUAAUUCCAAAGGACAAAUCGACUACAGCUCUUGCAAUAUGUACAAUAAAUCAUGGUCUGAAGAGACAAAUAAGAUUGAAAGUCAAAUAAUACCUUGUCAGCAUGGUUAUGAAUAUGACAGAACAUGGUAUUUAUCAACGGCUCCGUCAGAUCAAGACUGGGUUUGUGAUAGAGAACUCUAUGUAACUAAUACAUUUGCUAUUGGACGUGCAGGCGAAGUCAUAGGCACAUUUAUUUUUGGACAAUUAGGAGAUAGGAUUGGAAGAAGACCAGUAUUUUACUUAAGUCUCAUCACAAUCGUCACCGGAAGACUAAUUACAGCAUUUACUUCCAGUUGGUUUAUUGUUUUUAUAACAGCGGCUUUUCUUGGUUCACUAACAUCUACAUCUGUUUUUCAAAGCCCUUUGAUAAUUGCGAUGGAAAUAUCCAGAAGUGAAGAUAGAGCACACAUUGCCAUGAUGCAGUCCAUCGGGUGGACCAGUGGAAUGAUUCUUAUGCCGUUACUGAUGUGGGCGACGCGAGAUUGGUUUAUCUUUGCUUUGGUUAGCACUAUUCCAUGUACAAUAUUUUUAAUUCAUAAUAAGUAUAUGAUUGAAUCGCCAAGAUGGUUGGCAAGUCGAUGUAAAAUAGAACGAUGUGAAAAUACAUUAAAAAUCAUUUCCAGCGUAAAUAAGACAACUCUUAAUGAAGAUGCAAUUAGAGUGUUAAGAGAAAAAUCCUCAGGAAAACCAGAAAAAGUUUACGGAAUCAUGAGUUUAUUUUCUAGUUUACGUUUAGCUAGAAAUACUACACUUAUUGUGCUUUGCUGGAUUGUAUGUUCCGUGACGUAUUUUACAUUAAUUUUGAACGUGAGCAAUAUGGGAGGUAAUCCAUUUCUCAACUUUUUAUAUCAAUCGGCAGUAGAAUUACCAGCAUAUCUACUAGGACGUUUCUCCAGCGACAGAAUAGGAAGACGUUGGACCUCUGUAGCUUCUUUUGGAAUUGCUCUGGCAGCAUCUUCCAUUCUUAUAUGCAUUGCCAAUGAUGAAUCCCUCCAGAAUUUGGUCCCACUGUUAGCCGUGGUAAUGAAAUUUUGCAUAAGCAUCACGUUUUAUGUUGUGAAUCUGCAAGCAAUGGAAACAUAUCCAACCUUUGAGAUGGUACUUUUGUCCUACGUGGCUUUUUCUAAAGGGCAACCCACUGACUAUCCUAUACUUGAUAUAAUUUGGUUACAAUUUUUCUGA
Molecule: messenger RNA, 1461 nt
Organism: Ctenocephalides felis (cat flea)
Lineage: Eukaryota; Metazoa; Arthropoda; Insecta; Siphonaptera; Pulicidae
Product: carcinine transporter-like
Exons: 9
Coding region: 1-1461 (486 amino acids)
Biological process (GO): transmembrane transport
Molecular function (GO): transmembrane transporter activity
Source: RefSeq, a predicted model, not a curated record